AUGAAUGUGAAGAAAAAAUCUCAAAAUAAUGUGUUUAUUGGUAUUGAAGACUUAUCAAGUGAUGAUGAAGAAAUAGAUGACACAGACAAGGACAAAGAUUGUACACCUACCUUAUUAGAAUGCAAUGAAUCACUUGAAGACUUCCCCCUUGAUUUGGACCUUUUUCUCAACGAUGAAAAUAUUUUAAAUGACGAUGAUAUUACAGACAAUCCACCUAAUAUAUCAGAUUUUAAUUUUGAAAAAGCAGGAUGUUCUCCAGAAAAAUAUAAAUUGACCCGUUUUAGAGAAGUGCAUGGUUCAGAAUUAAAAGCUUUUCUGGGGUUACUGAUAUAUAUGGGUUAUCAUGAGCUACCAGGUAUUAGGCUGUAUUGGUCAAAUGAUCCAAAUUUUUAUUGUGAUCGAGUUGCAAAAGUAAUGCCAGUUAAACGAUUUUUAAAACUACUUCGCUGUAUUCAUCUUAAUGACAAUUCAAAAAUGCCACAAAGACAGUCUCAAGAGUUUGACAAGCUUUUUAAAAUUCGUCCCAUGCUAUCUCAUUUACAAGAAAAAUAUAAAACUAUGUACAAGCCUUCAAGACACCUUGCUGUGGAUGAAAGUAUGGUUGCUUUUAAAGGUCGUUCAUCAAUGAAGCAAUUUAUGCCAUUAAAACCAAUAAAACGAGGCUUUAAAGUUUGGGCUUUGGCUGAUUCUCAGAGUGGAUUUUUGUUAAACUUUGACGUUAUACCACUCAUAUCUAAACUUUUAAAUGAUGGUUUAUUUGCUUGUGGCACUUUUAGAGUGAAUAAAAAAUUUUACCCUAAACAUUUAAUGAAAAGUGAUAACAAAUAUAUGCCUGGUGACAUAGAGUAUGCACAAUCAAAAGACAUCAGUGUGAUGAGAUGGAAAGACAGGGGAGCAAAACCAGUUACAUUAAUUAGUAAUAUGCAUAAUGCAUCAGAGUCUACUAUAGUCAACAGAAAAAAUAAAAAAGGAGAGAAAAUUGCAGUGAAAUGUCCUGUAGGUAUAACUGAUUACAACAAGCAUAUGGGUGGUGUGGACAAAUUUGACCAAUAUAUGGCUAAUUAUUCAAUAUCCCAAAAGUCUCGUCGUUGGUGGUUGAAGUUAUUUUAUUACAUGAUUGAUACUGCUGUU
Molecule: messenger RNA, 1131 nt
Organism: Acyrthosiphon pisum (pea aphid)
Lineage: Eukaryota; Metazoa; Arthropoda; Insecta; Hemiptera; Aphididae
Product: piggyBac transposable element-derived protein 4-like
Exons: 4
Source: RefSeq, a predicted model, not a curated record